Messenger RNA from Maudiozyma saulgeensis, 993 nucleotides. NCBI's taxonomy places the organism in Eukaryota, Fungi, Ascomycota, Saccharomycetes, Saccharomycetales, Saccharomycetaceae. The record is from the annotation of a GenBank genome assembly.
AUGAGUACGCAGACCAUUUCCGGUAGUCUCGAUGAGUAUGAUGAUAACAAAGAUAUGUGUCCGAUUUGUAAGACAGAUCGAUACUUAUCUCCUGAUUUAAAGUUUUUAGUGAAUCCUGAAUGUUAUCAUAAGAUUUGUGAAAAUUGUGUGGAUCGUAUUUUCAGUCUUGGUCCUGCGCAAUGUCCAUAUAAAGGUUGUGAUAAAAUUUUAAGAAAGAAUAAAUUUAAGACUCAAGUAUUUGAUGAUGUUGGUGUUGAAAAAGAAGUUGACAUUAGAAAACGUGUAUUCAAUGUAUUUAAUAAAACGAUAGAUGACUUUAAUGGUAAUUUAGAUGAUUUUAAUAAAUAUUUAGAAGAUGUUGAAGAUAUUGUUUAUAAUUUAGAUCAUGGUGUUGAUGUUGAAAAGACAGAAGAAAGGUUAAGAACUUACGAAGAAUUAAAUAAACAAUUGAUUUUAAAUAAUAUUGAACGUAGUAAGAAGGAUAUUGAAAAUUUCAGUCAAAGACAACAAUUUGAGAAAGAAAUGAAAUUAAAGAAAAAAUUAUUGGAGAGACAAAUUGAAGAAGAAGAUCGUUUUAAUAAAGAAUGGGCUAAGAAAGAAAUUGUCAAUAGAUUAAUGAGUUCAUCAGGAAAUGAUACAACGGAUGUUAUUGAAGGUGUUAAAAAUACUGUGAAAUUAAAGAAAUCAUCAGCAAGAAGAAAACUUGAAGAAUUAAAUCGUGUAUUAAAGGAUAAUCCAUAUUUCGCUGCAAAUAAUAUGGGUCAAAAUAAUCGUAUUAAGAGUUCAAUACCUUAUACACCAUUCAAUGGUGAUCGUGAUUUACAUCAACGGUUUGAGGUUGAUGAGACUAAAUAUAAUGAUCCAUUAGUUCAAGAAUUAGAGAAAAGGAAAGAUUAUAUUGCUUCAGGUUUCAGAACAGACUUUAUAUAUGAACGUGUAUUAACAGAAGCAUUCAUGGGUUUAGGAUGUGUAAUUUCAGAAGAGAGAGCAUAA